AUGGACAGCACUACCACGCAUUCCCUGCCUAAUGGUCUGGACGAAGAUCAAUACAUCCAGCAGCUUCUGAAUGAAGCACAGGCCCGACUUCAGUCGCCGUCCUCGGCUGACAACUCUUUGAUCUCGAUCUCAGAGACUGGCGUGUCAGCCCAAGAUAUACCCAAAAUCCCUAAAUUGCCAGCUAGUGCUGCUCUCAAACCCUUCAUCCAGCAGAAUGACGAGGUUGCCACGAUUAACAACUUGCAAGCCGCCUCACCCACUGUUCUUGAUUCUACCGCGAAGCCGUUGCCUCGUGCAGCCAAGUCUUCGGGCAAAGAAAAGGAAAAGGACAAUGCUGGCAGUGAUUGGUUCAACAUGCCAAAGACGAGGUUGACUGCAGAAUUAAAGAGGGAUCUGCAACUCCUACGUAUGCGUAACGUCCUCGACCCGCACAGACACUACAAAAAGGAGAGUGGUAAUGGUAUACCCGAGUAUUCUCAGGUUGGCACUAUCGUUGAAGGUCCAACCGAGUUCUUCAAGUCUCGUAUUGUGAAGAAGGAUCGCAAGCAGAAUUUUGUCGAAGAAAUACUUUCUGCAGAACAGCAGUCAGGUCGUUUCAAGGCCAAGUACAAUCAGAUCCAAGUAGCCAAGACCAGUGGGAAGAAGGCAUACUACAACCGUUUACAGUCGAGAAGACGGCGCUGA
Messenger RNA from Talaromyces amestolkiae, 684 nucleotides. RefSeq lists its product as uncharacterized. NCBI's taxonomy places the organism in Eukaryota, Fungi, Ascomycota, Eurotiomycetes, Eurotiales, Trichocomaceae. Gene Ontology annotation, cellular component: nucleolus. Gene Ontology annotation, biological process: RNA processing. Gene Ontology annotation, molecular function: RNA binding. Bases 1 to 684 code for a protein of 227 amino acids. The record is from RefSeq and is a predicted model, not a curated record. The transcript is spliced from 3 exons.